AUGUCGGGCGGGCCCAGCGCUGGCCCUGGCCUGGGGCGCGCGCCGUGUUCUCUGGCCCCGGGCCCAGCUGGCAGACCCUCGAAAGCACAAACAAAAAAAAAAGAACAGCAGCAGUCGUCGGCACCCACUAUGUUUGCCGGGGACGAUAACGGCAUCUACGGCCCCAGCCAGCUGCGCGUCUUCAAGACCCAGCUCGUGCUUUCGCUUGUGAUCGGGGCAUCCACGUUCCUCCUCUUCUGCUUCCUCCGCAGAAAAUGGCCACACAUGUACGCGGUCCGCACGCUCCGCAAAUCGCUGAUCCAGCGGCGCCAGCUCCCCGACGACCUCUUCAAGUGGGUGGGCGCGGUGUUGGCCAUCUCGGACGACGAGGUCUUGGACUGUUCGGGGCUUGAUGCCUAUGUGGUGUUGAGCUUCUUCAAAAUGGGCAUCACGAUCUUCCUGCUUCUUCUGGUCUUGUGCGCCGGGGUCUUGAGCCCGGUCCGCUAUUAUUUCACGGGCAACUACGACAAGGAUAACAUCGUGUGGCUGGUGCUCUUUGACUUCGGCGCGGCCAAACCACCGCCGUUGGAUGAGCACUUCCCCUCGUUCUUGUGGGUCUACCCCGUAUUCACGUACCUCUUCUCCACCAUCGUCUACGUGAAGUUGUUCCACUACACCAAGGUCAUCAUCCGCACCCGCCAGAAGUACUUGGCCUCGCAGAACUCAAUCACGGACAGAACCAUCCGCAUCGAUGGCAUCCCAAGGAAGAUCAUCACGAAAAACGAUGCUCUCGUGCUAAAACGCUUCGUCGAAGACUUGGGGAUUGGGGGCGUCGAGAACGUCAAGCUUAUCUACAACUGGUCGCCUCUAGAAGCGCUCUUUGACCGCAGGACCGAUCUAAUCUCUCGUUUGGAAAAACUAUACUCGCGCCAUUUCGGUUUGAAGAUAGACUUGUACAACAGUGACCGCCUCCCCAGGGUUCUCCCCGAAAACGCACCCAGCGCACCCACACUUGACUCUUCGGCAAAGCAAAUGACGAAAAAGAAAAUAGAUGCCUAUUCCCAACAAUUGCACGCUCUUGACCGCGAAAUCAGAGAGGCGCAGAGCAAGUACGACGCGACAAUGUCCACCUACCCCAUAGAAGACUCCAGGUACCCUCUUCUACAAUCUGCUUUUGUGACCAUGGACUCGGUCGCUUCCGCUCAAAUGGCGGCGCAGACCAUCCUAGAUCCCCGUGUCUACAAACUCGUGGUCACCUUGGCCCCAGCUGCUAAAGACAUCUACUGGAAGAAUCUCAAGCUAUCCUACUAUGAGAAACUUACAAAAUCAUACAUGAUCACCUUCAUAAUCAUUAUCAGCUAUUUGGUCAUUUUCUUCUUGGUGACAUCGUUAUCCACUUUGCUUGAUGUGAAAACAAUAACGAAGUUCUGGCCUGCCCUCGGUCAAUUGAUCGCUAAGUCAAAGUGGCUUAGCACUUUCGUCACAGGUUUCCUACCUACCCUUUUGUUCUCGUUGAUGAACGUUUCAUUUCCAUACCUAUAUCGGAGUCUCACCCUCAAGCAAGGAUAUUCGCUGUCCAGCGAGGUCGAGUUAUCCACUUUACUGAAAAACUUCUUUUUCAUAUUUUUCAUCUUGUUUCUAGUCUUCACAAUCACGGGCACAUUGUGGGACUAUUUUACUUCCAUCGGAGACACAACCAAAUUUGCAUCACAAUUGGCUAGCUCGUUGAGAAAAUUGUCUCUAUUCUAUGUUGACUUGAUUCUAUUACAGGGAUUGGCCAUGUUCCCUGUCAAACUUCUUCAGGCAGGGGAUUUCGUCAUUUUGAAUGUCAUCGGAAAAUUGUUCUUUUUAAAAAGUUUCUUUUUAAAGACCCCACGUGACUACAGGUUCUUCUAUUACACCCCACCUGUUUUUGAUUUUGGGCUCAAUUUGCCUCAGCAUAUCUUGGUUUUCAUCAUCAUCCUCAUCUAUUCCGUUGUCUCAACAAAGAUAGUUACCAGCGGGCUUGUAUAUUUUGCUUUAGGAUACUUCGUUUACAAGUAUCAAUUGAUAUACAGCUACGUCCAUCCUCCGCACUCGACCGGGAAAGUCUGGCCUAUGAUCUUCCGAAGACUCAUCUUCGGCUUGAUUAUAUUUCAGCUUUUCAUGUGCGGUACACUUGCACUAGAGGGUGCAAUCUUACUUGCUGUUUUGUGUACGCCCUUAUUCCUCGUGACAUUGACUGUAGCUUGGAACUUCGAGCGCUACUAUCUACCCCUUCAUAAUUUUAUUGCAUUAAGAGCCAUUCAAAACCCCAAAAGUUACGAAAAAGAGUUUGACGAUGAUCGACUGCUGCAUGCUUCAACAUACAAUUUAGCUAGAGCCGGUGUGAGCUCCAGCAGCUUGGUGCUGUGUCCCAGACCAAAGACAGGUCUUUUGACAAACGAAAGUACUUCUGGCAAUUGCUUGAUUCCCCAGGAAUCAGAGAACUCAGUACUUCUUGAGGGGGAUUUUUCCGUUUCAUAUAGCUCGGGAGCUAUACAUCAUCGACGCAAAAUCUCGACCGUUGACGAAGAACGUGAGCAAUUUACAGAUUAUACUUACCCUUAUUUGAAGGACCCACUCGAUGGCCCAUGGGUUGGAUUUGAGGGUGACUACAUAUCUAUGAUUGAGUAUCGAAGAGGAGGCAGAAUCUCGCAGUUGGAAUCAGGUGAUGCAGAAAUUUCAGAAAUCUAUGGAGAUGAAGAAGAAUUCAUCCUUCGCAAGCGCAUUCGAGUCUCUGAGUGGGAGUGA
Molecule: messenger RNA, 2751 nt
Organism: Metschnikowia bicuspidata var. bicuspidata NRRL YB-4993
Lineage: Eukaryota; Fungi; Ascomycota; Pichiomycetes; Serinales; Metschnikowiaceae
Exons: 1
Coding region: 1-2751 (916 amino acids)
Cellular component (GO): plasma membrane
Molecular function (GO): calcium-activated cation channel activity
Source: RefSeq, a predicted model, not a curated record